AAGCAAUCAUUUCUCUUUCUCUCUGUCUGCAUUCUUGCAGUCAUUGCGAAGUACCAAGUGAGCUGUGAUUGGUCACAGCUUGUCACAUGGUACAAGGCUGUUGUGAAUAGCCUUGUACCAUGUGACCUCUGUGAUCAUUCACAGAUUUCACACGUAGUAAGCAAUGAUGUCACAAGUGACAUCUUGCUUACUACUUUGCAUGUGAUCACUGAUUCGCCAAUCAAUGAUCACAUGAUCGGGACUCCUGACAGGGACCUCGUACAGAGGUCC
Messenger RNA from Staurois parvus, 270 nucleotides. NCBI's taxonomy places the organism in Eukaryota, Metazoa, Chordata, Amphibia, Anura, Ranidae. The record is from the annotation of a GenBank genome assembly.